This is a messenger RNA of Ricinus communis (castor bean), 1639 nucleotides long. RefSeq lists its product as uncharacterized. Gene Ontology annotation, cellular component: membrane; cytoplasm. NCBI's taxonomy places the organism in Eukaryota, Viridiplantae, Streptophyta, Magnoliopsida, Malpighiales, Euphorbiaceae. Bases 108 to 1250 code for a protein of 380 amino acids. The record is from RefSeq and is a predicted model, not a curated record. The transcript has 7 exons.
UAACGAUACUCCGGUCGCAUAAACUCAAAACUUGGAGAGAAAAAUUGGUUGGAUAACCCGGUCAAGUCGACUCAGUUCCUCCCAACCACAACUCAGUAGCCACAAGAAUGGCUUCUCUUCACGCCAUUUCACCUCAUAGUCUCCUUCCUCUAUCAAAAUCCAAAAAACCCACAUCAAAAAUCCUGCCAAGUUCUCAUUUUCUCGGCUCGAAAUUCACUCAGAGUUUAAUUUUCUCAAGAAACAAACAACAAAGAGGUGAAAGCAGCUGGCUUUUGAACUCUGUUGUUCAAGAAGAGCUUGAUGUUAUCCCAGUACAGAGUGAAGACAGUGUAGACCAGCAAGAAGGGAUGGUUAUGAGUCAAGUAGAGAGUGAAGGGAGUGAUCAGUUGGCUACUCAGGUUAGUGGAUUUGGAUCAAGCGAAGGACAAUUGUCUUUUGAAGGGUUCUCUUCUGCUUCUUCUAGUUCCGGUAUUGGUGAUGAUGAAGAAAGAAGACAGAGAGAAUUAGAAAUGGAUAGAUUAGCUGAUAGAACCCUAAAUGCUAUGAUUGUUCUUGCUGCUGGUUCUUUUGCCAUCACCAAGUUGCUUACGAUUGAUCAGGAUUACUGGCAUGGAUGGACCCUGUUUGAAAUACUGAGAUAUGCACCUCAACAUAACUGGAGUGCUUAUGAGGAAGCUCUUAAGACAAACCCAGUUCUAGCAAAAAUGAUGAUCAGUGGGGUGGUCUAUUCUAUAGGGGAUUGGAUUGCACAGUGCUAUGAAGGUAAACCACUCUUUGAAUUUGACCGAACACGAAUGUUUAGAUCAGGCCUCGUUGGCUUUAUGUUACAUGGCUCCCUUUCACAUUAUUAUUACCAGUUGUGUGAGGAGCUUUUUCCAUUUCAAGAUUGGUGGGUAGUUCCUGUCAAAGUGGCCUUCGACCAAACUUUAUGGGCAGCAGCUUGGAACAGCAUUUAUUUCACAGUACUGGGAUUCCUGCGACUGGAAUCCCCAGCUAGCAUUUUUGGUGAAUUGAGGGCUACAUUCUGGCCAAUGCUAACAGCAGGUUGGAAGCUUUGGCCAUUUGCUCAUCUUAUUACAUACGGCGUGGUACCAGUAGAACAAAGGCUUCUUUGGGUGGACUGUGUAGAACUGAUUUGGGUGACGAUACUCUCAACAUACUCGAAUGAGAAAUCAGAAGCAAGAAUAGCUGAGACACCAGCAGAAGCCACUUCCAGUUCUUUGUCGAAAAGUCCUGCUGAGCAGGAGUAGAUUAAGUGCAAUUAAUCAGAAUGAGAGAUUACACCAUCACAAGUCGCUGAAAUUGAGUUCGAAGUUGUAUAGCAAGGAUGCGAAGAUGCUUGGGGGAAUCGAUGUGGAACUGACAAUGCAGAAAUCUGGUACAGACCGGGUUAUCGUAUAUACCACACACAUCUUGCGUACUCUUUGUGUGCGUAUGUAUUUUGAUUUCUAUACUCAGUACAGUACCCGUCCCUUCAAUAGUUUACUUAGUUCCUUGCCAAAUUCCAAUAGCACCACACCGUACUUCUUCAUCACCCAUUAUAUGACUUUGAGAAGCACCAUCUGUAAAUUUAACAACAAUUGUCGACUCCUCAAAUGCCAUUAUAUACAAUGUAAAAUGUGCAUGUUCUUUAUCCAAA